AUGUUCACCAUCCAGCCAGGGCUAGCUGAGGGGGGCCAGUUCCCAGGGGGCCCACCGGGAGUAUGUCAGCCAGAGUUCCAACCAGACAACAACUCUAACUUCAUGGCAAGUGUCAAAGACGCCAAUGAGAAUUGGCAUGGGAUGCCUGACCAUGUGGAGCCCAUACCGAUGAGGAGCUCCUCUGAGUUGCCCUCUGACAACCAGGCCUUCCAGGACCCCGGACUCCCUAAGGGGGAGGUGCGCAGCCCCCCAGAAGGGGCAGAAAUCCCCAGAGCUAAGCUUGAGAAGCUGGGCAGCGCCAGCGCGGUCUGCUCCCCGCUGGAGGACAACGGCUAUGCCAGCAGCUCUCCAAGCACCGAUGGCUCCAGCAGCAGUCCUGAGCCGGCCUGUGGGACCCCCCGAGGCCUGGGGCCUGCAGAUCCCCUUCUGCCCUCGGUGGCCCGGGCUGUGCAGCAGCUGCAGGCCCAGGAGCGCUACAAAGAGCAGGAGAAGGAGAAGCACCAUGCGCACCUAGUGAUGUACCGCCGGUUGACCCUGCUGCAGUGGAUACGGGGCCUGCAGCACCAGCUGGUAGACCAGCAGGCCCGCCUGCAGGAGAGCUUCGACACCAUCCUGGACAACCGGAAGGAGCUGAUCCGCUGUCUCCAACAGAGGGCAGCCCCCUCUGGGCCCCAGGAGCAGGGCUAAGGGGUCCCAUUGCUCCGGAGAGAGGGCUAGCCUGCAGUAUUUAUCUGAGGGUUGUGGCUGAUCCAGUCCCCUGAGAUUUCCCAGGCCGGCUCUCCACCCUCUCCCCAUCCCUCCUCUCAGACUUCGCUCUGCUAAGGCUAUUGUCCCUGAUGGUGGAUUUUCUGUGGGAAGUAUGGUGGCUGCUCUGGCCUGCUGUGGCUUUUUGGCCACAGUUCUGCCAGGGCACCUGGUAGAGAAUUAGUGUGAGGGAGGGGAGCCAGGGGUGGUAAUCAACACUGUGGCAGGGAUGGAGGCAGGUGGGAUCAGAGAAGAAGAUAAAGGGCUGUCUCACUUGAACUCUGCCUUGGGGCACAUGGGAGAUGGGGAUGGGGGAGAAGAGAGCGCAGAACCCUGUGAAGAAAAGGAGAAAGGGAAUUCUAAAAUACCACUUUGAAACAAAGCACACUUCUCCACGGCAAAGGAGCUGUUGCAGACCAUAUU
Molecule: messenger RNA, 1167 nt
Organism: Enhydra lutris kenyoni (northern sea otter)
Lineage: Eukaryota; Metazoa; Chordata; Mammalia; Carnivora; Mustelidae
Product: chromosome unknown C1orf216 homolog
Exons: 2
Coding region: 1-687 (228 amino acids)
Source: RefSeq, a predicted model, not a curated record